UCCACCUGCUAUGCAGAAAGUGAUGUACAAAGGACUGCUACCAGAGGACAAGACGCUUCGAGAAAUCAAAGUUACAAAUGGUGCAAAGAUUAUGGUGGUUGGAUCUACAAUAGUGAGGUAGUAGGAAUGGAGGCUGAGGUCACGCAGAAGGUACCAGAAGUGGUGUGCGAAGCUGCUGGACAAGAAGAUGCAGCAGGGACUGAACAAGCAUCUCUUACCGAUGGCGAAAGCACGUCAGCUCAGCCCGCUGCUGUCAGCAACGGAGAGGAAAGUGACGAGGGGAAAGAGAUGGUGGAAGUGAAAAUCAUUUGGAACAAAAACAAAUAUGACCUUAAAAUUCCUUUAGAUGGCACCGGUGCUAAACUGAAAGAGAAGAUUCACACUCUCACUGGUCUUCCACCUGCUAUGCAGAAAGUGAUGUACAAAGGACUGCUACCAGAGGACAAGACGCUUCGAGAAAUCAAAGUUACAAAUGGUGCAAAGAUUAUGGUGGUUGGAUCUACAAUAAAUGAUGUACUAGCUGUAAAUACACCAAAAGAAGUUAUUCAGCAAGAGGUUAAAGCUGAGGAGAACAAAAAGGAGCCAUUGUGCAGGCAAAAGCAACAUAGAAAAGUUUUGGACAAAGGAAAACCAGAUGAUGUCAUGCCAUCUAUAAAAGCUAAGGAGCGUCUGCCAACAGUGCCUUUAUCAGGAAUGUACAACAAAUCUGGUGGAAAAGUACGACUCACUUUUAAACUGGAACAGGAUCAGUUGUGGAUCGGAACAAAAGAAAGAACAGAAAAAAUCCCGAUGGGUUCCAUCAAAAAUGUUGUGACUGAGCCAAUAGAGGGUCAUGAGGACUAUCAUAUGAUGGCAUUUCAGCUGGGUCCGACAGAAGCCUCACAAUAUUGGGUCUACUGGGUGCCUGCACAGUUUGUUGAUGCAAUCAAAGACACAGUUCUCGGAAAAUGGCAGUAUUUUUAACGUGCCUCUAUAGACACUGAAGAAUUGGGAUUCAGAGCAAAAGAUUGAUAACAUUAACUGGAGCCAACACAAUAAUCUGAAGAACUGAUUUUUCUGAAGUAUUUCCAGAGCAAACCGAAGGAUUGCUGUUGGACAAAAUAUUUUGGGGGUUUUAAGUGCACUAAGUGUCAGCAUCCCGUUUUUCAAACUGUUUCACCACUCGUUUUUUUUUUUUUAAAGCAAUCCCAGGCAUAAACAGAAAAUUGUACAGAACUUGCAUAUACAUUUCUCGUAGUUAUUCUGAAAGAAAUAAAAAUUAUUUAAGGAAAAU
This is a messenger RNA of Sinocyclocheilus rhinocerous, 1273 nucleotides long. Its product is annotated as ubiquitin domain-containing protein UBFD1-like. The transcript is spliced from 6 exons. The record is from RefSeq and is a predicted model, not a curated record. Lineage: Eukaryota; Metazoa; Chordata; Actinopteri; Cypriniformes; Cyprinidae. The coding region runs from base 127 to 963 and encodes 278 amino acids. Gene Ontology annotation, molecular function: RNA binding; cadherin binding.